CACGCACGCAGACAUCAGAGUGCAGAUGCGCAUCUGCAGACGCGUUUAUUUAGACUGCAGCUGAUAAAAAGUCCAGACUGUUUUGGCUGCAGACCCGCUGAGGCGCGUGCGUGUCCUCCAUCAGAGCGUGAUGGGAAAAGUUUGGGGGAGCAGCUGAUGUGACAGUUUGGGUUGUUGAUGGAAUCGUGAAAAUGCGGAUGGAAAACGCGUCAUGAGCGCGCGCAGACGGGGGUUCACGAGCUCUGAGAGAAAAGGAGGGAGACCUACUGCAGAGGAGGAGGAGUGAGAGGAGGAGGAGGAGGAGGAGGAGGGAAAGACUGAGUUGAGGAAUUUCAAUCCUGUUUGAAGGGGGAGAGGGGGAAGAAGUCAGGGGAGUGGAGAGGAACUUUGAACAACAACUUUCUGGAUCUCUGCUGCGCUUUUUCUCAGGAUCACCAAACCGGAUUUUGGGGCUUUUGUUUCGGUUGAAAGGUUCUCUUGGAUCGUGUCGGUUCUGGCGCAGCUGAGAUGCGGUGAUGGGCUGUUUUUGCGCCAUAACCGCUGUCCCCGCGAGCCUCCUCUCAGGUGAUCCGCGCUCUGGAGCCAUGGCGCGCAGCCUGGCCCUCCUCUGCCUCCUCCUGGCGUCCUCCGCGGCCGCGGCGCCGCUGACAGAUCUGAAGUUUGAACGGAGUCCUGAAACUGUCAUCUCUUACCUGGAGAAACCCGUUACGUUGCACUGCUCCCUGACGGGAAUGUGGGCUGAAGAGCAGGAGCCUCCAGACGUCUUCUGGCUAAAAGACGAGGAGACGCUUGACUUUGCAGAAACCAACCAGCUUGUGAUUCGCACGGGCAGCAGCAGUUGGACCAUCACCAGCACGCUCAAAAUCCAGAAGGUCCAUCUCCUAGACAUGGGCUCCUACAGAUGUGCUGUUCAGUCAGAGAGUGAGCGGCUCGUCUCUGAGGAAGGCUCCAUCCAGCUGGAAGGUAUUCCUCAUUUCUCCGUGGAGCCUCAGCACAUGACCGUGGUGGCCAACGUGUCCUUCAGCCUGAGCUGUGCGGCUCACGGACCUCCAGACCCGGUCAAGGUCAUCUGGCUGCAGGACGGCGCUCCGCUCAACACUCUGGAGGACCAUCUGGCGUUGUCCCCCUCCACGCUCAACCUCACAGGUCUGAACAGAACCAGCACCUUCUCCUGUGAGGCCCACAACAGCAAAGGCGUGAGCACGUCGGGCUCCGGCACCGUCACGGUUCUGCCGUCGCCGCCGCAGAACCUGAGCGCCGUGGAGGCCAACCAGACCUCGCUGCGUUUGUCGUGGCAGCCCGGUUUCGGAGGCGACUACCCCAUCGUCCGCUGCUCUGUUCAGGCCAAGCAGUCGGCAAAAUCCUUCCCAGAAGCCUCGGAUGAGGCGAUCUACAAGCAGAACGUCAACGUGCCGCCUGCCUCCCUCCUGCUGGAGGGGCUGGAGCCCCACAGCCUGUACGCCGUCAGGGUGGCCUGUCAGAGCAGCCAGGGCGUGUCGGAGUGGUCGUCAUGGGCGGAGCUACAGACCGGCGAAGGAGUGCCGGAGAACCCGCCGGUCAACGUCACGGCCAAACCCAACGGCACCGAGGUGCUGCUGGCGUGGGAGGCUCCUCCGGGGAAGCUGAAUGGGAAACUCCAGGGCUUUUUGGUGGAGUACAGCACCCCCUCCGACCAGCAGACGGUCGUCAGCACCAGGCUGGACACGGUGCUGUCCAUCAACCUGACCGCCCCCCUGUCCAACAUCACCUUCAGAGUGUGCGCCUACACGGCGGCGGGGCUGGGGCCCUGGACCCCCCCGCAGACGCUGGUGCUGACGCCUGCCGGAACAGAGAAGAUCCACGGGCCGCCUCCAGCUUUUUCCUGGCACUGGUGGUAUGUGGUGAUGGCCAUCGCCGGCGCCGUGGCCAUCGCCGCGCUCUUGGCUGUUUAUGUGGCCAAACUGCGUCGCAAAGAGACGCGCUUCGGAGAGGCCUUCGAGCCCAUGAUGGAGAGCGGGGAGCUGGUGGUCAGGUACCGGGCUCGGCGCACCUACAGCCGCAGGACGACGGAGGCCACGCUGAACAGUCUGGGCAUCAGCGACGAGCUGAAGCAGAAGCUGCAGGACGUGAUGGUGGACCGGCACAAGCUCACGCUGGGGAAGACUCUGGGCGAAGGGGAGUUCGGCUCGGUCAUGGAGGGGCUGCUCACUCAGGAGGACUCUGUUCUGAAGGUUGCUGUGAAGACCAUGAAAAUUGCCAUCUGCACUCGCUCAGAGAUGGAGGACUUCUUGCGUGAAGCCGCCUGCAUGAAGGAGUUCGAUCACGGCAACGUCAUGAGGCUGCUGGGUGUGUGUCUGCAGACGGUGGAGAGCGAAGGCUACCCGUCUCCCGUGGUCAUCCUGCCCUACAUGAAGCACGGAGACCUGCACAGCUAUCUGCUGUACUCCAGGCUGGGAGACUGUCCCGUGUACCUCCCGUCACAAAUGCUGAUCAAGUUCAUGACCGACAUCGCCCGAGGUAUGGAGUACCUCAGCGGCAAGAACUUCAUCCACAGAGACCUGGCUGCGCGGAACUGCAUGCUGAACGAGAACAUGAACGUUUGCGUGGCCGACUUCGGCCUCUCCAAGAAGAUCUACAACGGCGAUUACUACCGGCAGGGCCGGAUCUCCAAGAUGCCGGUGAAAUGGAUCGCCAUCGAAAGCUUGGCGGAUCGCGUCUACACCACCAAGAGCGACGUGUGGUCAUUCGGGGUCACCAUGUGGGAGAUCGCCACUCGAGGUCAGACGCCGUACCCUGGCGUGGAAAACAGCGAGAUUUACGACUAUCUGAGGCAGGGGAACCGCCUCAAGCAGCCGCCAGACUGUCUGGAUUUGAUAUACUCGCUCAUGUUCUCCUGCUGGCUGCUGAGCCCCAAGGACCGGCCCUCCUUCGAGGCGCUGCGCUGCGAGCUGGAAAAGGCGCUGGAGGACCUGCCGGAUCCUCAGGACCCCGACGAGAUUCUGUACGUCAACAUGGACGAGUCCUCGGCCGAGCUGGGAGCCGUGGGGGGCCGUGACCCCCUUAUGGGGCUGCCCCCCUUCUGCCUGAAGGCCCGCGACACGAUGACCACGGUGGAGGUCCACCACCCCAACCGCUACGUCCUCUGCCCCCAGCACGAGACCAACCGGGCCCUCUCGGACUCCCUGGACAGCCUGGACAUGCCGGUGUCAUCGUCCACGGCCACGCUGCCCCUGCAGCCGUCCCGAAACGCCACGCCCCCCCUGACCCCGGACCCCCCCUUUGACCUGCUGGAGGACAGAGACGGGAAGAUGCCCUGGCAGUAAUGGACCUGCUCUGAACUGCCACAACCUAUCACUGCCAAAGAGCGCCGUGCCAGUGGGAGAGCGGCGCCCACCCCCCCACAGGCUGGGGACGUGCCCCCCCCAACGGUUUAAACACGAUGCUUUUCACACAGGAGAAGGACCUCACUCUCCUCUGUCAGUCUGAACUUUGGUACGACAAAGCGGCCACGCCCACAAAAACACAACAAACCUCUGUGGACCCACUGAGCAUGCUCAGAUGGAAACCCCGCCCCCUGAGGGACAGCAGCAGCCGUUCAGAUUGAAUCCUGAAGUUAGUCUAGAGAAAAAUACUAAUUUUUUUCAUUUUUUUAAACCAUAAACGUCAUUUUCUAAAUAGUAAACUAACCAAUUAAAUCUCAGACUUCAGUGGGAGGAGCCUCUACUCUUUCUGUUAGAACAUUUCCCAUGUUUGACCUUCCAAACGAGGAUUUCAAACUUCCAAAUCCACCCGGGUUUCAUUGCUAAGUUCUCCAACCGAUCCAUCAAACUCAGGAAGCUCUGGAUCUCCAGGGGCUGCGGUUCUGCUGAGGCGGACCGGCCCAAACCGGUUCUGGUCCGGGCGGUUGGACUGUGGGAAGGACACGGGACGGGACCUUCCUCUUUGUUUUUGACUCAAGCACAGUGUUGUUACACCUUUUUAAUGAGGAUUUUCUUUUUGAUAUUUUCUACAACUUUGCACUAAUGUUUUUGUACCUGUGUAUGUUUAGACUUUUGGAUCUUUUUUUUGUGUGUUUUAAAGGAUUUUUUUGUUCCGCUGAAGCCCUCCUCCAAACUUUUCCUUAAGCCAGAGAACAAAAAAAAAAAAAAGAAAACGGUUUCUGUGAAAGACCAAACCUCCAAACCUCCAACCCUGGGAACCAUGAGGGUCCAGCGUCUCCUGAGCUGAGCGCCGUCUAACUGAGUUUACGUGUUAGUGAACAGCAGGGGGCGAUCAUCCUCCACAUCCGAGUCCACACUUUGCAUAUAAGCACUUAUUUUUGUGUAGAGAGAAACUGUACGAGUCCUUUAGUUUGUUUUUGAGUCAUCCAAACAAAUACCUGCACAUAUUUUUGGGAAAAAUGUUUUAUAUUGAGGCGCUGUUUUUGUUUGUUUGUUUGUUUGUUUGUGUUCUCUGAGCACAAAACCAUCAAUCAUGAUGUUCAAACCAUCGACUGUACAUGAGAACUGGAGUGAGGUUGGGUCUGAAUUCCUUCACUGCUACUUAGAGAACUGUAUAGUAUGUUUGCUAAUUUGUAGUGCUUUCAGAAUCUAAAAUUCCCAGAAGUCUUUGCAAAAAACAAUGCAUCAAACUGGCCACUCCUGACCACAAUGCAUUGAACGAUUUUCCAACAUUUUUGAUAAACCAUCUAAGUUUUUAUCAUCAGAACACAGUGGAUGCAUAAAUAGUCUUUGAAUAACGGUCAAAUUAAUUACUUUGGAAAAUUGGUGAUGUCAUUUUUGUUUUUAAAAAAAAGAAGUAGUGAUCAUUGAGUGUCUGGUUCCAACCAAAUGAAGUCAGUUUAGUUGCUAUUUUUUUGGAGCCAGACGUCUUUGUUUCUAUGGCAACCACUCUAACCAAUCAGAAGUAAGGUUGUUGGAGGGCCACACACUCCCACUUCUUGAAACCGGGCUACACAAAAUCUUUCAAUCACUUUGAACGUUUGAAAAUGGGGGCCACUAAGCUCCCCCUACUUUUAAUUGAGGCAUCUGAUUGGUCGGUUUAUAACUUGAACUACAGAAAAAAUAUGAAAUCGGUGAUGUAAUAUUUGAUUAAAGUCAUUAAGUCUCUGGUUUCAACCACAUGAGGUAAAUUUUGUCGCCAUUAAAGACGUCAUUGUUUCUAUGGCAACAAUUCUAAUGAAUCAGGAGUGAGCUUGUUGGAAGGCCACACCCCCACCACUUAAAAACGGUACAUGAAAUAAAACGUUUUGAAUAUUGGACAUGGGGGCCAGCAGACUCCGCCUACUUUUACUGAGGCAUCUGAUUGGUCGGUUUAUAACUUGAACUACAGAAAAAAAAU
Oryzias melastigma (Indian medaka) is the source of this 5319-nucleotide messenger RNA. Its product is annotated as tyrosine-protein kinase receptor UFO. Gene Ontology annotation, cellular component: signaling receptor complex. Gene Ontology annotation, biological process: multicellular organism development; positive regulation of kinase activity; nervous system development. The coding region runs from base 516 to 3302 and encodes 928 amino acids. The transcript has 20 exons. The record is from RefSeq and is a predicted model, not a curated record. Gene Ontology annotation, molecular function: protein binding; ATP binding; transmembrane receptor protein tyrosine kinase activity. Lineage: Eukaryota; Metazoa; Chordata; Actinopteri; Beloniformes; Adrianichthyidae.